Messenger RNA from Serendipita indica DSM 11827, 1821 nucleotides. Lineage: Eukaryota; Fungi; Basidiomycota; Agaricomycetes; Sebacinales; Serendipitaceae. The record is from the annotation of a GenBank genome assembly.
AUGGCGUCGUAUGCCUUUACAGCCCCGAACGCACGGAGCGAAGGUCGUGGAUAUGCUCCAAAUUCACCAAACCAGCUUCCACAGUCUCCCUCCCGGCCAUUGCUUGACCAGUCCAGUUGGGCUGGGCAGACGAGACAAGCCAAAGUAUCCUCUGAAAGUAGUGAAGAACCCAUGUCUAACCCUUUCCGACAAACAAGAGAGUCCGCCAGACAAGGAACAUCGGAUAAAUUCAACUUGGGGCCGGACCCGACUCGAUGGGGAGCCGCGCUCUCGAACGACGUGCACGAAUACGACGACUAUCUCCAUAACCCGGACAAAGAGGACUCGAGUGGAACCAUCUUCACCCUUCGAGGCCUUGCAAAUCUCGGGUGUCUGGCAAUCCUGGCGAUCGGUCUCGUGAUGUUGUUCGCUGGAUAUCCGCUCAUCACAUACAUCCUAAAGAAAGAUAUGGACAACCUGGGAGGAUUUAACCUAGGAGGCAUCAAUUCUACAGGCCAGGUUAUGCAGACCAUGUUCGGUCUGAUCGACAAAGAUACGCCUCAGGACGCCAUGACUUACACCUCUGCUGAAGACGGGACGCAAUGGCAGUUGGUCUUUUCAGACGAAUUUAACGUCGACGGUAGAACGUUUUGGCCAGGAGACGACCCGUACUGGGAGGCGGUGGACUUACACUACUGGGGCACAAAUAACCUCGAAUGGUACACACCGGAUCAACUCACAACGGUUAAUGGCAAUCUGGAAAUUACGCUCGAACGGAGAGCUAUCCGCGGUAUGCAGUACGCAGGCGGCAUGAUGAGUACAUGGAAUAAGUUCUGCUUCACAGGAGGCAUUCUUGUGAGCAGCGUUGUUCUCCCUGGUCGAUCAGACGUCUAUGGACUUUGGCCUGCUGUUUGGACGAUGGGCAAUCUCGGCCGUGCUGGCUACGGAGCUACUGCAGAUGGAAUGUGGCCAUAUACCUACGAAGCAUGCGACGUUGGUACACUUCCUAACCAGACCCUCAAUGGCCAGCCAUCAGCUGCGUUGACCACUGGUGACGAAUGGUACGAAGGAACGUUGUCCUAUCUUCCUGGCCAGCGACUUUCUGCAUGCACAUGUCCUGGCGAACCACAUCCUGGUCCACAGAACCGCGAUGGGACAUAUGUCGGGCGAUCCGCUCCUGAAAUCGACGUGCUAGAAGCGCAAGUAUCAGAGGCAGACCGUAUUGGUCACGUAUCUCAAUCUGGACAAUUUGCCCCAUACGACGCAUACUAUGCAUGGAACAAUGCGACCUAUGCAGAAAUUUACGACCCAACGGUGUCGCAUCUCAAUCUGUAUCGAGGAUCAGUCUACCAGCAAGCCGCUUCGGUCAUCUCGACAACGAAUCAAGAUUGCUACGAGUUUAACGGUGGAUGUCACUCUGUAUACGGCUUCGAGUACAAGGAGGGAUACGAGGAGGACGGCGCUUAUAUCACUUGGAUCAACGAUGGCAAGAAGGCGUGGCGAAUGGGUGCAGGAGGCGUAGGGCCAAACCCGCUCACCCAAGUGGCAGCAAGACCGAUUCCCAAGGAGCCGAUGUAUAUCAUCCUCAACUUGGGAAUGUCUGAAAACUUUGGAGAUGUCGACUAUGUGAAUCUCCAGUUCCCGACCAAGAUGCUCGUCGACUAUGUUCGUGUUUAUCAGCACCCUGAUAGGAUCAAUAUUGGCUGCGACCCACCGUCUCAUCCCACGACAAACUACAUUGAACACUACAUCGAGGCGUAUACGAAUCCUAACCUGACUACCUGGGAGGACGACUAUGGCCAACCACGCGUCAAGAAUAGACUGAUUGACGAAUGCACAUAG